AUUUGCAUAUUUUAUAAGUUGCACAAUCUGAAUUAUUUGAAUUUAUGGCCUCAUUUUUCAGAAGAAAUAAACGCCUUUCGGAAUGGUAUCGUAGGCAAUAGCUUUCCUAUUGAGGGAGCGAUUUAUUGUUUAUAUGCCUGCGGAGCCUAUCUUGCUUGGGAAUUGCAAGAUCUAAAAUCAAAGAACGAUAUUGAACGAGCCGAAAAACUUAAAUUAAAUUUGGAAGGAUACGUUGUAGUUUGCAAUGGCAUUAUUUGCAAUGUCGAUGAUGACGAUAUGUGUCGUGCGGCUGUGCUUGCAAUUUGCGAUCUAUCCUUGGAUUUCAACCCAGAAUUAGGCACCAAUCCAAACGACAUAGUACACAAUCUGGUUUUAACCCUCGACUCGGACACUAUAUCAACAAUAAACCAAUUCACGGAAGAGUAUGUUUUCACAAAACAUCUGACAGAGGGACAUGAUAAAGAUUCAAGCCAGAUAUCUAAACGUCGUGAAGUCUUGGAACGGUUUUGCAAAAUUAUAGGUUUUAAUAUUAUACCAGGAUAUCAUGCGGCCUUUGUUCUAAAGUAUUAUGUAAAGUGUAAUAAAUGCUAUGGCGAUAUCAUAAAGAAUUUGGUUGCCAGGAUGCGUCAGCUUAACCUCAUAAACAGCACUCUGACCAUGUGGUUGGCUUUGUCACAAAUGUAUACGGAUUUGCAAACUACACUUGGUGAUAAUAAACGACUUGAUGGAACUGUUAAAGAAUUUGCAGAAUUGAAGACUUUGGCCAGAUAUCUAUCGCUAAUGUUGGGGCUUGACAAAACAAAAAAUCGCGAUGCAAUUUUGGAGCUGCACAAGGCUGGAAUUUUGUUUGCAGUUGAUAAAAUUGGAAACAACAAAGAGCCUCCUAUUCGGUUGCCGUUUUUAGAAAUAUUGAGUGAAUUUUCAGGCAAACUUUUGGCGCCGGAUAAAAAAAUUCCAAAAUUUGAAACAGGCAUUGGGACGUAGUCUUCCAAACGAUGCACCUAAAGCACCCCAAUGGGAUGCUUAUAAUUAUUAUCGCCAGUCUUUAUUGGGUUCCGAAGAUGGGGCAGUCUUACUCACUCCUUCAAGAACACCCAAGAGAACCAGAAACCCUAGGAAAAAUCAAGGCAGAAAGCAGAGUCGGAAACAACUUGAUUUCUCGUCUGUCGAACCAGAGCUAAAUAUUGAAUGCACCAAUUCCGAUGAAUGAUUUUUCAUAAACC
This is a messenger RNA of Ctenocephalides felis (cat flea), 1223 nucleotides long. Its product is annotated as cohesin subunit SA-1-like. NCBI's taxonomy places the organism in Eukaryota, Metazoa, Arthropoda, Insecta, Siphonaptera, Pulicidae. Bases 277 to 984 code for a protein of 235 amino acids. Gene Ontology annotation, cellular component: cohesin complex; chromatin; nucleus. Gene Ontology annotation, molecular function: chromatin binding. Gene Ontology annotation, biological process: sister chromatid cohesion. The record is from RefSeq and is a predicted model, not a curated record. The transcript has 8 exons.